This is a messenger RNA of Naegleria gruberi, 4544 nucleotides long. Its product is annotated as DEP domain-containing protein. Bases 1 to 4482 code for a protein of 1493 amino acids. The record is from RefSeq and is a predicted model, not a curated record. NCBI's taxonomy places the organism in Eukaryota, Heterolobosea, Eutetramitea, Acrasida, Naegleriidae. Gene Ontology annotation, cellular component: GATOR1 complex. The transcript is spliced from 2 exons. Gene Ontology annotation, molecular function: GTPase activator activity. Gene Ontology annotation, biological process: positive regulation of autophagy; negative regulation of TORC1 signaling.
AUGAAAUUACACAACCGAAGAAUUAAACCUGCUGGAAGUGGAUUAAUUUCAGCCGUGGACAAGAAUGCAUCCACUGGGAAUUUAUUGGCACCACCACAACAACAAAAUUCAUCAAGGAGUGCUUCACCAUCGUCAAACAAUGUCGGAGCAGGAAAUUUUAAUACACCAUCAUCGAGUUAUAGAAAAUGUUUAUUGAUGGUCCAUGAGAAGGAUUUUAGUGAUCAGGAAAUAUUAAUUAAUGGAAAAGCAAUUACGUGGCUUCAAAUAGGAGAUAUUUUGGAAAUUUCUCAACCAAAGACGCCACCUUCUAAUGAACAUAAUGCUACUACUUCAUCAUCACCAGUUUCUUCAUCAGUGAAUAUUAAUAGUGCCUCAACACCAAUUGAUAUUUCUGGUGUUGCCACUCAGAAUUAUUCGGAUUUAUCCUUCUCUCCUUUUUCUUCAUAUAAAUCACCAGCAAAAGCAUCAACACCACCAACAGGGGCAAGUUUUAAACAAGCACCUUCAGUGGGGAAUGUUACAAGUAAUGCACAACAACAACAACCACAACCUAGUUUUACCUCCUCAGCAAGUAAUCCAAAGACAUUUAUUGUAAAAGUAACUUCUCUAGAUGCACAAAAAGGUGUUCCCUAUUUGAGCAUUUCAAAAAACAUUGCAGACGUUUUUGAUUUUCAAUCGAGAAAGGAUGUUUAUGUUCGAGUAAUACCAAAAGAAAGUGCCAUGUUGGACUAUGCUGUUUUUUCUAUUCGGGAUCACUUUCUUUCCAGAUCAGAUAUGUGGAGAUUUGGAUUAUAUUUGAAUGAUACUAGUGUUUAUGAAUCAAAAACUUUAACAUGGCAUGGUGGUAUCAGAGUCCAAGUAAAGGAACUCAUGAAAGAAACAACUGGAAAAGUGUCAUCAGGAAUAAUAGUUUAUGGUCAUACCAAGAUAACAUAUCGUUCAAAUUCAGCUGUAAUAUAUUGGUUAUUCCAAAUGAGUAGAGAAAUGUGGGAAUAUGACGAGUAUGGUAACUUGAUUUUUGAAAGAGUUAUUAAUGGAUUUAUUAAAACAGUUUUUGAUAGAUGGAGAGAAGUUGGUGUUAACCACUCACUAUCAAUAGUAUUCUUUUCGAGACACUACAUAACAGAAGAGGACAAGGAUAAUUUUGAAGAGACGAGAAAUGAAGAGGAUCAUAUGGCAUCCUUAGGAAAUAGAACAAAUAUUAAUCAUUCUAUUAUUGGAUCUAAAGAUGGAAAACGAUAUGUAGAUUUUUACAAAGUAGUUGAUUGUACUGAAACUCAAAGAAUACGAUCACAAGAAAUCAGAAUUCUUUUAAAGAAGGAAUUUUUAGAAUUUGAAAAUAUGGUAAAAGGUAUAGCAGAAAAGGAAAGAGUAGUAUUGCAAAAUUCAUCGGCAGCAGAUAGUAAUUUUAUGGAAGCUAUUAAUUUAGUUUUAAACAGUUAUGACAAGUAUUACAUUAAUCGUGAUCUUACUAGAACAGGCCAAGUUAUUCUUUUGGUAUCACCAGGUAGUGGAAUGUUUGAUGUACAAAUACCAGUUUUGGGUAAGAUUACUACCAAAAGGUUGAUGGAUGUUGGUUUAUCAGUUGACCUUAUUGCCCAUUCUGUUCCCCCACUUCACUCGGUACCUAUUUUCAGGUAUAAAAAGAAAGAAGUUGGAGUUUCUAAUAACCAAGAAUCACCUCAUUUGAAGGAAUAUACAUAUUAUAGAUCUCCUGAUUGGAUCAAUAUUACAUUUUACAGAGAAAAUUAUUUCAAGAAUGAUAUUUGUAUAGAUCAUGAGGAUUGUGAAUGCACAGAUAGCGCCAGUAAUCUCUUCCUCCCAGUUUCUAAAAUGCCUAAUUUAGAAACGCUUCCAACCAACAUUCCACUAUUUGAAAAAUACUGGACUAACUUUAAUUCAAUUAAUAGCAAUUCUCAUCAUACCAAUAACUCGAGUGGAAGUAUUGCAGAAUUGUGUCGUCAACAUGAUGAACAAGUUUUCAAAAUCUUCCAACAAUCUCGUCAAACCUCCCACUACCAAACAUCUUCCCUUUCCAAUAUUUCCCACAUAUCUAAAAAGACAAGCCUCUCAUCACACGACCUUAUUCAUGGAACACCAACAAAGCAGAGAGAGGAAAGGUCCAUAAUUUCCGACUCGAGUCCAAAGAAUCCCCACAUUAUCAAUCACCACCUGGAAGAAUUGAAACAAUCUGAACACAUUUCAGGACUGCCCAGCAGUGGUAGCAGUGUUGGAUUUGAAUCAUCUUUUGAUACCAAUCAUCAGAAUGACUUCAAUGGAUCAACACCAAGUAAUAAUGCAUCUACAAAUACUCCUCAACACGGAGGUUCUCAUUCAACUCAUCAUCUUCCAAUCACUCAUAAUUCUGCCAGUUCAAUGGUAAAUAUGGGCAGUGCAAAUAGUGGUGUUCUGCGACGUUCACCACAUUCUGGAACACCAUUCAUGGCUGAACUAGCUGAAAGACACAAGGCCAAAGAAUUGUUCUACAUGAAACUGUUCAAUCCAUUCCAUAUGGAUUCCGAAACCUUAUCAAGCCCAGGCUCACUUCAAAACAACAAUCAACAAAACACUUUCCACAGAAAGAGAUGGGGUCACUUACAUCCAAGUUCAGGUCUCAGACCAACCCAAAAAUCAGAAUAUAUCAAACAUUUUCUUCUCAAUGUUAACUGGCAAGGUGUUUCAGAACCUGCCUGUUUACCAAUUACCACAGAUUAUUGGCCUGAGUCUGCCCUUAAGAUUUUGAAUGAUUUUGAUUUGCACACACAUACCAUUACUGAUACCAAUAAUAUUUACAAAAGUAUUUCAACCCUUGUGAGAGAAUUAAUAAUACUUCUUCUUCACUGCGAUAACACUGAAAAGUCUGAUGCAUCCAAUAAUAUGGAAGCUGAUAAUAUUUCAACUAUAUCCACUGGAUCAAACAAUUCUGAACUCUCAACUCAAUCAAAGAGAGGAAGAGGAGGAAGAGCUCUCAGAGGAGGAAGAGGUGUCAAUGCUGCUGCAAUGAGAAGAAGGCCACCAACAACCAAUACUUCUAACAGCACAUCAGAAACAACAGUAACACACGAAUCUUCAUCAAAACAAAAGGUAAAACCUCAAAAGAUGGAAUAUUGUCUUUCUUCAGCAAAUCAAUUCCACAAAAUAACCUACAAUCCAAAUAUUUCCAACAUGGUUACAAUUGAUCGUUAUGUUCCUAAGGUUGCUAAAAGUGCAGACAAACCAUCAUCAACUACAAGUAGUGGAACCAAUAGCUCAUCCAAUAAUAGUUCCUCUACAACACUAGUCAAUGAUGCUGAUCCAUUUAAUAAUGCUAGAUCCACUUACACUUAUAGAUACAUGCUUUGGAAUCCAACUUUGAAGAGCUAUGAAUCCAGAGUUACCAGAUUCAAUUCAGCAGUUGACUAUAAUUGGAAUAAGUUGGAUUACUUGAUUUGUGGUGAUCACAAUCAAAUGACAGACGAACUGCACAACAGAUCCCUUCAAUUCCACAUUGUGCCAAUCAACAACUCUAACAAGAACUUGUUUGCCUCUCAAACUCAAUUAUUUGGAGCUUUCAAUAAUAAUUCUAGUUUACAGGUGCUUGGUGGUUCUAACAACAAUUCUAGUAGUGAUUUAUUCUCACAAGCUUCUAACAGCUCUAAUGAAUACACCAAGAGAUUGGAAAACUUUAAGAAAUUUAAAGAUGCAAUUGUAAAUAGGUCAUUUAGGGGAAUGGAUGGAGAUAAUGUUGAUGUUUCACUUAUUGGAGAUGAGAGCUCAACUAACCAAAUACCAUCCAACAGCUCUGCUAAAACAGCCAAACUUCAAUUUGUCCCACAAGAAGGAGGAAUUGAUGACAACAGUCGUGUGGAGUGGUUAAAUAUUGUAUAUAAGGCAUCUUACCAUCCUGCAGAAUUUUGGUCGUUUAAGGUACAAUGGCUUGUCUGUACAGCUGCCCUCAUUGAUGAAUUUUUACAGACAUUGGCCAGAAGAGCCAGGCAAUUAGGAUUUGCAAUGAUUCAAACUCCAGCUGAAAUUGAUAGCUAUACAAACUUUGUUCAUGCCUCAAAACAAGCUGCAGAUAGAUUGUUACAUGGCAAUUAUAAAACAGGAGGUCUAGAUCCAUUGGAGAAUGUACAUCCUUUCAGAAGUUAUGUCAGAAUACCAAUUACCUCAAUAGAGGCAAUGUAUUCUAUUAGAAAUGCCAUUUGUGAACCUCCUCUUAAUUUUAUUCCAGACUCUUUCCACAGAAAGAAUUCAAAGAGAUUUAUUCACAUCAGUGGUUGCAUUAUUUUACAUAUUGAUGCUAUUAAGGGCUCUGAUACUGCCCUAAUUACUUGGAUAGACAAUCCAUUCCAAACUUUUGAUUUGAAUGUUGCCAAUUCAGUCGACCAAAAUGAUAUACUCAACACUUUGAGAAAACUUGUAUUCUCGGAGGCAUCAGGAGCAGGCAAGUUCACUUUACAACUAACUCCUGGAAGUAAUCCUUUUGAAUAUUCCCAAUAGUGCAAUGACUCAAUUUCUCAAGUUGUACAACUAUUCAAGAAUAAAUACGAAAUAAAUUAUUU